Molecule: messenger RNA, 2367 nt
Organism: Aspergillus versicolor CBS 583.65
Lineage: Eukaryota; Fungi; Ascomycota; Eurotiomycetes; Eurotiales; Aspergillaceae
Product: DUF803 domain membrane protein
Exons: 3
Coding region: 1-2367 (788 amino acids)
Biological process (GO): magnesium ion transport
Cellular component (GO): membrane
Molecular function (GO): magnesium ion transmembrane transporter activity
Source: RefSeq, a predicted model, not a curated record
AUGGACUCUACGCAAGAGUACCCUCUGGCAGCUGGCCUGCUCGCGACUCUAGCUACCACCAUCGCUUCGACACCAACACCCUUUCCGAGCCCCACGUCGCCGCCGCAUUCCCUACCGUCCUUAUACUCGGACCUUGGACAUGAUCACGGUGAUGAAGGGGACAAGGAGUAUGAGUGGUCGUCGCUGAUCGGAAUCAUCACUGCUUUGGCUGGGAACGUGUUGAUCUCGUUGGCCCUUAAUAUCCAGCGCUACGCCCACAUUCGGAUAGAGAAAGAAUGGGAACACGAGAAGCAACAACAGGAGCUGAGUUGGAAGCGGACUCAUCGGCGGGGGAUCUCAGGGAGCUCCUACGGCGCCGUCGACGAAGAUAGACAGGCUUCAGAGGAACGCUACGAGGAUAACCCCUCAGGUCACUCCGGACGUUACCGAGACGAUGAUUCGAUUCAAGAAGACCAAUUACGGGAUUCUACCGUGUCAGAGAGGACUGCGCAGCCCGAGAAUGGCUCGCCCAAAGGGAGACGGAAGUCUUAUCUGCGUUCCCCGUAUUGGUGGGCGGGAAUAAUUCUGAUGACGCUCGGCGAAACUGGCAAUUUCAUGGCGUAUGGUUUUGCUCCGGCUUCGAUUGUUUCGCCUUUGGGAGUUGUGGCUUUGAUCUCGAACUGCGUUAUUGCGCCAUUCUUGCUGAAGGAAAAGUUCCGGAAGAGGGACUUUUGGGGUGUCAUUGUCGCCAUCGCGGGGGCGGUGGUGGUUGUUCUCAGUGCUAAAUCAUCAGAAGAGAAGAUCGGACCUCAUGAUAUCUGGGUGAUGAUCACGCGCUGGGAAUUUGAGCUCUACUUGGGCAUCACUGCUGGGCUUAUCGCUGUUCUGAUGUGGGCAAGCGGCAAAUAUGGAUCGCGGUCAAUUCUGAUAGAUGUUGGGCUGGUCGGGUUGUUUGGUGGAUAUACUGCUCUUUCGACAAAGGGUGUUUCUUCUCUGCUGUCGUUUACUUUGUGGCAUGUUAUCACAUUCCCAAUUACCUACCUGUUGGCGUUCGUUCUUGUCUUUAGCGCCCUGAUGCAGAUAAGGUACAUCAAUAGGGCCUUGCAGCGGUUUGAUUCUACACAAGUGAUUCCGACACAAUUUGUCCUUUUUACCCUAUCCGUGAUCAUUGGUAGCGCCGUCCUUUACCAAGAUUUCAAGGCCUACACGCCUGCCCGAGCAGGAAAAUUUGUGGGUGGAUGUCUUCUCACCUUUCUGGGUGUAUACUUUAUCACUAGCGGCCGCGUUCGCGCCGACGACGAGUCCUCCUAUUCUACAGACGAGGAAGAGGCUAUCGGGCUUCUGACUGGCGAGCGGUAUCAGGACCGACUUGAUCUGUCCCCUCCCUUGCAAGCUCAAACGAAGAACGGGCCGCGACCCAGAAGCCCGGAUCUCCCAGACGGCCCACUCCAGUCACCUUCAGGGUCACUUUUAAGUGCGGGCCUCGAAGACCUCGGCGAUAACCAGAGUACCCCGCGAGCGGGCUUAUCCGCCGCGUCCCCCUCGCCGGCUCGCUCGCUAGCUGCUGAUUCUCUGGAGGAGCCUUCUCCAGGAACUCCUUCCCAGCCUUCGUCUCUACUAAGGAACCCCUGGGCCGAUACCUUUGAGCGGACGGCGUCUGAUUCGGAGAUUGAACGGCCAGUUACUCCCCCAGAACAGUCCCUGCAAAAAGCAGCAAGCUCCACUGUGCUUCUUCGUUUCCCCCCUGCCCCCGAUGCGGAUAGCACCGGUGCGGUAGAUGGUCCAGCGAACAAUCCCCGAAACAACACUGUUCCGCAGACACCGCCGCGGAGACCGCGAAAUUCCAUUUCUGCACACUUCUCCCCAGGUCCAUUGUUUUCCACCCUAUCUGGCGGAUUCAGCGCCGUGGUUGCCGACUCAAUCCGCCGCAAUGAAAUAAGCCCUGCGAAAGAACGACGAACGCCGAGGCUACGCGGUCGAAAGAAGAAUCCGAGUGCGUCUGUCCUUGAUAACAUCUUAAGGGACGGUGACGCCGCGGGCGAGGAGGUCAACCAGGACUUGGAUGCUACCCCUUGGGACGCAGCGCCUCGUUCUUCUACUAUCACUGCCCCAGCGGACUCUUCAGAAGGCAUCAUCACCGCUCCUGUGAGCGCAGGGCAUUCCACGCCUGGCCUCGAUGGUGGGGAAAUUGCUCGCAAUCAUUCGGACGAUGUCACGACGGUUUCGCGUCUGCGCGGUUUGAGCGAUACUUGGAGAAAGACUGUACCAUGGCUGGGAGGCGUCCUGCAGAAACGAAAAGAGAAUCAGGAAGAGUCCAGUGAAACCCAGGCUGCCGAGAGGACCUCGGGCGAGGCUAGCCACCCAGAGUCUGGAGGUAGUAAUCCCUGA